Effrenium voratum is the source of this 1323-nucleotide messenger RNA. NCBI's taxonomy places the organism in Eukaryota, Dinophyceae, Suessiales, Symbiodiniaceae. The record is from the annotation of a GenBank genome assembly.
AUGGACUACCCAGAGGGCAACCCCGUCACUCUGAUCCUCCAGCCCGGGGAGCAGGUGGAGAAGACCUUCUUGGUCGUGAAGGAGCGGCCUUGGACCUAUAGCUGGAGCUGGAGCAGCCGCUCCCACUUCACCGGCGUUGAGGAUGAUUUGUCCAACGCAUUCUCGGACCCCGAGUUCGGGCCGAACGAGGAGAGCAUCGGGAAGUCCAGCACCAAGUUCAAGUGCAGCUCCAAGUGUGAGAUGUGGGUCCGCGCCCGGAUGCUCGGGGACCCCUCGGAGGCGAUGCUCUUUGACCAGGUGAGGCCCCAGGACAUCCACCAGGGCUCUGUGGGCGACUGCUGGCUGAUGAGCGCUUUGAGCUGUUUGGCCGGGCACCCUAAGAAGCUCAAGAGCUUGUUCGAGUCCAAGCAGAUCACUGAAGACGGGAAGUACAAGAUCUAUCUCUUCGAUGUGGUAGAGCUGAAGUGGACCCCCGUCAUCAUCGAUGAGUUCCUGCCGUGCAAGACUUGGAACGGCUGCCCGAAGCCAAUUUUCGCGGAGCCGUUGGGGGAGGAGAUCUGGGUGGCGUUGCUGGAGAAGGCCUUCGCCAAGUUCUGCGGGUCCUACGGCAACCUCUCCGGGGGCGGCUGCGCGUGGGCCUUUCAGGUCCUCACCGGAGAGCACAAAGUCAUCUCCUACGCCAGGGAGAAGGAUGGCAACUGGCGCCUGCGCCGCAUCAAUCGCAAGCGCCAGAUGGCGAAGGCGCGCAGCCCUCGCAAUGCGCCCUGGACCUGGAAUAGGAGCACGCCUAAACUGGACAAGGAACAGCUCUUCACUACGCUCCAGACCCACAUCGCUGACCAGCACGUGCUUGCGUGCAGCUGCAGCGGCAAGUCGUCUGGGGCGGAGCAGGCUCUGGCCAACGGCCUCUACACCUUUCACGUCUACUCCCUGCUGAAGGUCUUGUCGGAAACCUGCGACGAUGGCACUCCCGUGAGGCUGGUUCAGCUGCGCAACCCUUGGGGGCACAAGGAGUGGACGGGCGAGUGGGCGGACCAGCCGGGCAAAGACGGCUCUGAAGGGAUGAAGAAGUGGGAGGAGAAUCCGGAGCUGAAGCAGCGCCUGAAUCCCGGCAACCGCAACGACGGCAGCUUCUUCAUGCCCUUCGACGCCUGGUCCGAGAUCUACACCCAUGUCUCCCUUUGCCCCGUGGGAAAGGCGCCCAUUCCCGAGGAAGAAGAGGCAGCGGAGGAGGAGGUGGUGUCCGACGCAGGCAGCUCUGAUCAGGAGGCCUUCCUGUCUGAGUCUGAGGCCGAGGACGGGCCAGCGCCAAUGCCGCUGUGA